CCCGGCGGGGACGCGCCAGCCGAAGGGGCGAGCGGACGGGUUCGGGCUCGGUCCCGCGCCCGGCGCCGGCUCCGGUCUCGGUGCGGGCUGGUUCCCCAAAGUGAUGCCAGAGUCCCUGUAGCCGACUUUGCUUGCAGAGGGGCCAUGGCCACCUAGUGCCCCUGGGACCGGUGGAGUCACAGGCCGGAAAUGGCAGCACAGAGGAUCCGGGCGGCUAACUCGGGUGGGCUGCCACGGUGCAAGUCGGAGGGGACACUCAUCGACCUCGGCGAGGGCUUUGCUGAGACAAGCCUCCAUGACAUCAAAGUGCCUUCUCCUAGUGCCUUGCUGGUUGACAAUCCCACAUCCUUCGGAAAUGCGAAAGAAGUAAUAGCAAUCAAAGAUUACUGUCCAACCAAUUUCACCACUCUGAAGUUCUCCAAGGGGGACCACCUUUUUGUCUUGGACACAUCAGGAGGUGAGUGGUGGUACGCUCACAACACUAUGGAAAUGGGUUACAUACCUUCCUCCUACGUCCAGCCUGUGAACUACUGCAACUCUUCCUUAACCGACAGUGGGAUGAUAGACAAUCUAUUGGAGAGCUCUGACGAGGGAGUCAAGGAGUUAGACCUGCUUGGAGAAUGGACUGACGUGAAAAGAAACUCUGAGAAAACCUACAGUAACAACCCAUUCUUGAACAAAGUCCAGAUGAACCCAUUUCUGAAUGGGAAUUUGCAAACAGUGCCGGGCCCGGAUAAAGAGUCCAGCUCAAAGGUUGCAGUUGACUUGCUGCUCUUUGACCCAGAGACUCCUACUGCAGCUGUUUCCAGUUUGGCUACCAAUAGUAGCCUGGAUAACAUUUUUUCUGAGUUUCCAUUCACUAACAGGCUGGAUCUGGAACAGCCUAUGAAAAGGGACAAUCCUUUCUUCAGAAGUAAACGCUCCUACAGUUUGUCUGAACUGUCCGUUCUUCAGGCUAAGUCGGAUGUUCCGGCAUCAUCAGGUUUCUUCAGUGGUUUGAAGUCUCCCACCCCUGAACAGUUUCAGAGCCGGGAAGAUUUUAGGACAGCGUGGCUGAACCACAGGAAGCUGGCUCGAUCUUGCCAUGACUUGGAUUUGCUUGGUCAAAAUCCUGGCUGGGGUCAGACACAACCGGUGGAGACCAACAUUGUCUGCAAGCUGGACAGCUCAGGUGGAGCCGUCCAGCUUCCAGACACCAACAUCAGCAUCCAUGUGCCAGAGGGCCAUGUGUGCCCUGGGGAAAUGCAGCAGAUCUCAAUGAAAGCAAUGCUGGAUCCACCAUUGGAGCUGAACAGUGACAAGUGCAGCACCAUUAGCCCAGUCCUCCAGAUCAAACUCAGCAACAUGGAGGUGAAAACUUUCAUCAUUCUGGAGAUGAAGGUGUCAGCAGAAGUGAAAAAUGAUAUAAUGAGCAAGAGUCUGGUAGGACUGCAGUGCCUGCGGAGUGACAUGAAAGAGGGUCCCUACACACCAAUGCAGCUGAGCUAUUCUUAUGGGGACAUGAUCCAGGUGCAGUUGGAGAAUCUGGAGCCUUGCAUGUACGUCGCAGCUGUAGCCCAGGGGCAGAACAUCCUCUACCCUUACACUGUUUGGGAUUACAUCAGCAAGAAGAUCACAGUUGGUGUCUAUGGUCCAAAACACAUUCACCCUUCCUUUAAAACUGUUGUGGCCGUAUUUGGGCAUGAAUGUGUGCCCAAGACUCUCCUAGUGAGCGAGGUUACAAGACAGUCCCACAGUCCAGCUCCUGUUGCCCUGCAUCUCUGGGGUAAGCAUCAGUUUGCUCUGUCCCGACCUCAGGACCUCAAGCUCUGCAUGUUCUCCAACAUGACCAACUAUGAGGUGAAAGCUAGUGAGCAAGCUAAAAUUGUGCGGGGCUUCCAGAUGAAGCUGGGCAAGGUCAGCCGCCUUAUUUUCCCCAUUGUUUCCCAUGACCCCAACGAGCUGUCAGACUUCACGCUGAGGAUACAGGUCAAGGAUGACAAGGAUGCCAUUUUGACCCAGUUCUGCGUUCAGACACCACAGCCACCUCCCAAAAGUGCCAUCAAACCGACAGGACAGAGGCGAUUCCUCAAGAAGAAUGAGGUUGGAAAGAUCAUCCUUUCACCUCUGGCUGCCACCACCAAGUAUCCAGUUUUUCAGGACCGACCAGUGUUGAAUUUGAAGUACGGCAAGCUGCUGAAGACGGUGGUGAGGCAAAGCAAGAACCACUAUUUGCUGGAGUAUAAGAAAGGAGAUGUCAUAGCCCUCCUCAGUGAGGAGAAGAUAAGGUUAAAAGGGCAACUGUGGACCAAAGAGUGGUAUAUUGGCUACUACCAGGGAAAAAUAGGCCUUGUGCACACCAAAAAUGUGCUAGUGGUUGGGAAGGUCAAGCCCAGCUACUUCUCUGGACCAGAUCUAACCACCAGCCUGUUGCUUGAACAGAUCCUGAGGCCUUGCAAGUUCCUGACCUACAUCUAUGCCUCUGUGAGGACUCUGCUCAUGGAGAACCUUAGCAGCUGGCGGUCCUUUGCCGACGCACUAGGGUACUUGAACUUGCCACUCAUGUUUUUCUGCCGAGCAGAGCUGGACAGUGAGCCAGAGCGAGUGGCUUCUGUCUUGGAGAAGUUGAAGGAAGACUGCAACAACACGGAGAAUAAGGAGAGGAAAUCUUUCCAGAAGGAGCUGAUGACGGCCUUGCUGAAAAUGGACUGCCAGGGGCUGGUUGUCCGGCUCAUCCAGGACUUCGUGCUGCUGACCACAGCCGUGGAGGUGGCCCAGCGCUGGCGAGAGCUUGCUGAGAAGCUGGCCAAGGUCUCCAAACAGCAGAUGGAUGCCUAUGAGGCCCCACAUCGGGACAAGAUGGGGACAGUGGACAGCGAGGCCAUGUGGAAGCCAGCAUACGACUUCCUCCUCACCUGGAGCAGCCAGAUGGGUGAUAGCUACCGUGAUGUGAUCCAGGAGCUGCAUACUGGGCUCGACAAGAUGAAGAACCCCAUUACCAAGCGCUGGAAACACCUCACCGGCACCCUGAUCCUUGUCAACUCCUUGGAUAUGCUGCGAGCAGCUGCCUUCAGCCCCCAAGAUCAUGAGGAUUUUGCCAUCUAAAUGCCUGUAUUGACAGUUUUGUCCACGUAUUUGUUGGUAUUUUUCUGUGCUUUUUUUUUUGUCCCUUUUUUUUAAGCAGUUGACCUUAAAAAGAAGUGGAGGUUACUCUCUCCAGGUUUUAAAGAGGCCAAGUUCUUCACCAGGGCUGGAAAUCAGCAGGUGGGAAGGCAUCCAGAAGGAAAUGGCUUCUCAUACAGCAUUGAUAACCAGUUAAACUAUUUCUUACUAAAACACUUUAAAAGGGACAAGGGAGUGGGGUGGAGUCACAAACAGAGAUCAGGUUUUUUAAGCAUUUGCAAAUAAAAGUCCAAUUUUUGUAACCAGCAGCAAAGGUUGUAACCACUUGGGGCAGGGGAGAAGCGGUGGCUUUUUUAACAUUGUAGAGACUGCUUUUAAAUUACGGAGUUUGAGACAAAUGCAAGUCAUGUAAAUACGUGUUUGAAGAGGAAGCACAGCAAAUGCCCUCCCCCACACUAUGAUCAAGCUCUGGUAGACUCCCAGAGAUGACUGUAAAGCACUGUAUGAUGUCAGAAUGUCCGUAGCCCAAUGAGGAUCUUACACUAAAAAGGAGCUUUUUGAGGGGUUUUUUUAUUCACUCUGACCCAUUUGGUUGGUUUUUGUUUAUUUUCCUGUCUCUCCAAACUGGCUUUUUCUUAUUGGUGGUCAGGAAGAUGCCUGCUUGCAGAUGCACAAGCACUAUUUUUAGCCAGGAGAAGUGUCUGCUGCCCCUUGUGCUUUGUCCCACCCAGGUGCUUCUCUGGAAGAAGCUGGAGGCUUGGGAUUCAGCAGAGACCUCUGUGGGAGAUGGAUCAGGAGGAUGGUGAGGGCAGCUCACACUGCCACAUCAGCAAACUCUCCAGAUGCUGCUGCUCUGGAUAAGAGGCCAGAAAAGGAAGAGAGAAUUGUUGCUUUCCAUAUAUCUCUUUACACACGUGCAAACAAAAACACAAAAGAAGGAAAAGAGAAAACGUCUCCUCAUUUGAAAUCCAAGCUCACUGGAGAUGCUCCAGAUGUUUUAUGUGACUUCACUGUCAUUGCUGUUGAUUUCAGAGCGCUUCUGCAAGGCUCCAGAAGUCCAGUUUAACUUGUCAAUAAGCUAUAAACCUGGGGCCAUUGAGCUGUAUAUUUAUGACAGUGAGUGCUGGGGUUUUCCUCUGUUCAUUUUGUAGCCAAGGCUUUGUGAGUGGAUUCCCUUCCUCCUUCCACUCCUCAACUUCCAAAUAUUUCACACGAGAGAAUUAUUUUUGCACAGAAAGAUUAUUUUAAGUGCAAAGUCUCUUCAUAGUGAAAUGCUGCUACUAUGGGAAAGUUGUUAAAGGGUGAUUUUCUUUCAGGUUAAUCCAGAAAAAAAAAGAAAACAAAUGAGAAAGGCAGCUGGUGGAUCGUGGCAGCACAGGAAGCUCAGGAGGGAACAACCUCUUCCCAAAAUCACAUCCCCAGAACUGAUCUCUUUCAACAGACCCCACAAGAAGUAAAUAGCACCUUAAAUUUCUUCUCAGGAGCUUUAAGGAGUUUCCUAUGCAACUUCUUGUAGCACAGAGAGGGUCAGUCGGUUGACAGUGGAGCCCACGGCCUGUCCCUGUCCUCUUGCCCUGAGGUGUGCACGAGCUGACCCCAACUGCAGUAAGGAAUAUCAUAUGUGCAGGUGAGGGGCAUCUUCCUCCCAGGCUUCUAGCCAAAUCUUGGCUUUGGCAGAGCGGAAUGUGCUGUAGGAGGGGCUGGUUCUGCAUAGGGGCCAGGGCUCUGCAGAGUGGCUCCCCUGGGACCCUGCAGUAGGUGAGGGCAGGGCUUGGAGCCUCCUGUGUUUCAGGGAUGCCCCAGAAGAAUUUCAGCUUUUUUUUUUUUUUAACUCCUUCCCUUGUUUUUUUAAUCUACCUCAAGGAUGCCAUAUACCCAGUUCAGCAUUUCAGCAGCAGCCUGGAACUUGCCGUGCUCAGCUCGUUGAUAGCCUGUACUGUCCCUGAGACCCGUGGCAGCACAGCCAGCACAUUCCAGUAUGUUUCGGGGCCCAUGGGGUGACACUGCAUUGAUUUGUCCCAGUCCUUGGUCUGAAAUCCAGUCCCUCCUCACCACGUGCCAGGACUGGGUUUGUGUUCUCUGGAUGCCUUCUGCCCACCAAACAUCAGGCCUUUCUUCAAAACCUCUGGGCUUUGCAUUAUCACCCUUCAUGCAGUAACUGGUUAUUGUAUUUGCUGUUUAAUGUUCUUUUUUUUUUCCUUUUUUAAAGACAAAAAAUUUGGGAAAAAAAAGUCCGAUUAAAGCUCUCAAG
Colius striatus (speckled mousebird) is the source of this 5353-nucleotide messenger RNA. It is a transcript of the gene SH3BP4, whose product is annotated as SH3 domain binding protein 4. Gene Ontology annotation, cellular component: cytoplasm. The transcript has 5 exons. The record is from RefSeq and is a predicted model, not a curated record. The coding region runs from base 190 to 3084 and encodes 964 amino acids. NCBI's taxonomy places the organism in Eukaryota, Metazoa, Chordata, Aves, Coliiformes, Coliidae. Gene Ontology annotation, molecular function: protein binding.